AUGACUACCGACUCGUACGCUCUUGAGGACCUGGUCACCUCCAACCGCGUCCCCUCCGACGCAGAGGCAGCACACGCCCACGACAUCAUCGCCUCUACCAGGGAGUCCCUAGCCGCGCUCGACGCCCAGAUAGCCCACCUCCAACGCAACCGCGCCGCGCUCGAAGCCGAGAUCCAGGCACACAAAUGCGUCGUCUCCCCCUGGCGGCGCCUCCUCCCCGAGCUCGUCCUCACCAUCAUGCGGCACUGCAACACGCGCACGCUCUACCCAGCUCAGCACCCGCACUUCGUCAACCCGUUCGUGGUCGGCCAGAUCUGCAGCGCGUGGCGCGCGCUCGCGCUCGCCACGCCGUCCCUUUGGACAUCCGUGCGCGUCGUCGCCUCGGAGCUGUCCACCGCCGCGCAGGCGCGCGCGCUCGAGCUGCUCCUGCAGCGCUCGCACCCGCUCGGCUUGGAUGUGGAGGUAGUGUGCGAGCCGCUCCAGCUGCAGGCCUCCGGCGAGCCCCUCGCCGUCAUCCAAACCCUGCGCAGCUCCUCAGCGCGCUGGCGCGCCCUCGACGUGCAGCUCACCGAUUCCCUCCUGGAGGCGCUAAUGGGCGGCGUGGACCUCCCCCGCCUCGCGCGCCUCGUCCUGCGCAACACCUGGCUGCACACGCCCUACCCCCCGCCGGCCUCGCACGAGUCCCUCCCGCGCGGCCUCUCCUUCCAGCACGCGCCCGCCCUGCGCGCGCUCACGCUGUUCAACGCGUACCUCGACACCGCCACGAUCGUCGCGCGCUUCCCGCUCGCGCGGCUCACCGAGCUGGACGUGUUCGUCGGCCGCGUGAACCGCCCCGCGCAGUUCUCGGGCGCGCAUGCGCCCGCGGUGCUCGCGCGCUGCCCGAGGCUGCGGAUACUCCGCCUCAUGUCCGUGCCCGAGGCGUGCCCGCCUUCCAAGGAGGACGCAGCGCUGGUAGAGCCCGUCGUCGUCCCGGACCUGCAUACGCUCGAGAUCGUAGCGUACGACCGGUGGGACCUCGUGUUCGACAAGCUCGCGCUGCCCAGUUUGCGCAGACUACGGCUGGAGGUGUCCUGCAGCAGCUGGGCGAACCGCUGGUCGGAGGACUGCUUCGCGCGCCUCCUGCAGAGGUCGGGGAGAGUGCGGUCGUCUUGCCAGGUAUCCACAGAGCGCGGAUCGCAUGUCUAUGAGUGCAGCCUGAAUGAAGUCAGUUUAUGA
Gloeophyllum trabeum ATCC 11539 is the source of this 1215-nucleotide messenger RNA. RefSeq lists its product as uncharacterized. The record is from RefSeq and is a predicted model, not a curated record. Lineage: Eukaryota; Fungi; Basidiomycota; Agaricomycetes; Gloeophyllales; Gloeophyllaceae. The coding region runs from base 1 to 1215 and encodes 404 amino acids. The transcript has a single exon.